Messenger RNA from Micropterus dolomieu (smallmouth bass), 2258 nucleotides. RefSeq names its product solute carrier family 2 member 11b (gene slc2a11b). Bases 488 to 2023 code for a protein of 511 amino acids. Gene Ontology annotation, biological process: monosaccharide transmembrane transport. The record is from RefSeq and is a predicted model, not a curated record. NCBI's taxonomy places the organism in Eukaryota, Metazoa, Chordata, Actinopteri, Centrarchiformes, Centrarchidae. Gene Ontology annotation, cellular component: membrane. The transcript is spliced from 13 exons. Gene Ontology annotation, molecular function: hexose transmembrane transporter activity.
CUGCAGCUUCUCACAGCCGUUGAAGAGGAGUGGACCAACAUUUCACAGGCCACAAUCAACAACCUGAUCAACUCUAUGCGAAGGAGAUGUGUUGCACUGCGUGAGGCAAAUGACCUGUUUGGAUCUGUGCCUGCCUAAAUUCUUGUCUUUUCUGUUAUCUGAUGUUUGUUUCAUGCUUAGUUUCUGUCUGCCUGUCAAGUGUUUAUGGUAAUCCUCGAGUUAUCCCUCUGCCUACCUGUCUCUGUUUUCUCCUGCUUUCUGUCUGCCUGCCUGUCUCGUUAGUCCUGAUUCCUCUCUCCUUUGUUUCUCCCGCCUGUUCGUUAGUCCCUGGUGUUAAAUGUUUGCUGCAUGUUCAGUCUCUGUCCGGUCAUUGCAGUGUUUUGUGGUAUGAAGCCUGUAGUUCUGAGUCUCGUGUUGUGUUACAGCCUCUGUCUGUAUUUUCCUUAUUUUCUGUGUGAUUACUCUGUUCCUUUUGGAUUAUUUUGUUAUGCUGGAUUCAUUGGACUCAGCCGCCACUUCCACGAUGAACUUCAGUGAGGGAUCUGUGCAAUCAAAGAAGGACCUUCCAAACAAAUCCCUUCUGAUGGCUGUGUGUGCUGCGUGUAUAGGUGGAACCUUUCAGUAUGGAUAUAAUAUAUCUGUCAUCAAUGCGCCCACAAUGUAUGUGCAUGAUUUCCUCAACCAAACCUGGAGGGAGCGUUACCAGGCUGACAUAUCAGAAGAUGUUCUCACCCUGCUUUGGUCCACUAUCGUGUCUGUAUUCACCAUAGGAGGAUUUAUAGGAACAACAAUCGGUGGGACGCUGUCUGUGAAGCUGGGGAGGAAAGGGACACUGUUGACCAAUAAUAUAUUUGCAUUAAUGGCAGCUCUGCUGAUGGGUCUGAGUUACCCUACAGGAUUAUUUGAAUUGCUCAUCAUUGGACGUCUUCUCACUGGAAUAAAUGCAGGCAUUGGCAUUUGUGUUCAACCACUAUAUCUGGGGGAAAUAGCUCCAACUGCACUUCGUGGCGCCAUGGGAAUGGGAACAUCUGUUUUCAUCACUGGAGGGAUCUUGACUGGACAAGUGAUUGGCCUCAAAGAGCUCCUGGGCAGAGAGGAGUACUGGCCCAUCCUGCUCUCCACCACAUGUAUCCCAGCGUUCCUGCAGCUCCUGAUCCUGCCCUGGUUCCCAGAGAGCCCUCGUUACCUGCUCAUUGACAAAGGAGAUGAUGAGGGAUGUAAGAAAGCCCUUAAGCAACUGCACAGUGCUGACUGCGAUGGUGAAUGGGACGACAUUGAGAAGGAGAAGAAUAAUUUAGCAGGUUUCCAGGCCAAGAAACCCUGGGAGCUCUUCACUGAUCGGAGUGUCCGCUGGCAGCUUCUCACCAUCAUGCUGCUCAACAUUGCGCAACAGCUGAACGGCAUCAAUGCUAUUUACUUCUAUGCAAACUACUUAUUCAAACGAUCUGGUAUCCCAAAUGAUAAAAUACCAUACGUGACUGUUGGCACUGGAGCCUGUGAAUGCAUCACAGCUUUAACAUGUGGUAUGCUCAUUGAAUGUCUGGGAAGGAAAGCACUCAUCACAGGAGGAUACAUGCUGAUGAGUAUCUGCUGCAUUUUCUUCACGCUCACGCUCACUUUUCAGGAUGCCAGCCCGGUAUUUCCAUACUUGAGCAUGGCGUGUGUAUUUGCUUUUAUCCUGAGUUUUGGCUUAGGACCAGGUGGCGUGACAAACAUCCUGACCACUGAACUAUUCACACAAACUUCCCGCCCUGCAGCGUACAUGAUCGCAGGGUCAGUGAACUGGCUCAGCUUCUUCUUCAUUGGCCUCACCUUCCCUUUUAUCGUGAUUGGGCUGCAGCAGUACUGUUUCCUGGUGUUCUUGGCCAUCUGCUCCUUAGUGGCAACGUACAUUUUCCUUGUCGUUCCUGAAACCAAGAACAAAACCUUCCUCGAAAUCCAGAAUGACUUCCAGUCCUCCAACAACAGAAAGGCCUGCAGUGCUGAUGGAGCAGGAACAACACUGUUAUCAACCUCUAUAUGAAAUAUAACCCAUAGCUCUUUACAGUCCACACACACAUCACAACAUAAUAAAUCACUAUAGAACAUAAUAAUGGAUAAUGCUAUAAAAUGAUGGUGCUUUGCUUGAACUUCGGAGAUGUACUGGGUUUUCAUAAUGACAUCUCAUCAGUACACCUACAAACAUAAAUUGAAGAGAUCUUUUUAUGUAAUAUUUUGGUGUGAUAAAUGUUAGUUUGUACUUUUAUAAAGGGUACUCU